This is a messenger RNA of Medioppia subpectinata, 369 nucleotides long. The record is from the annotation of a GenBank genome assembly. Lineage: Eukaryota; Metazoa; Arthropoda; Arachnida; Sarcoptiformes; Oppiidae.
GAGAGUCCCUGUAUUUUCUCCGCCAACGAAGAGAGGCUGGGGAUCGACGGCUCGCGUAGGGAUCGCAUACUCCGCACACUUGUCAGGAAUUUGUUUGACUUUCAUCAACAGUCAAUAUUCCUAACGCUGAUCAAUGAGUACACGGAUUGGUCGCGAGCUGUGGAACAGCCCAUCAAUAUUCUGGAGUCGAUGGCAGACAUACUGAGCGAUUCGCUGGUCGUGUCGCCGCUCAUACAAACCGGUGAUUUGCAUUCAGGCCCACCGCUCACCUCAUCGAUAGCCGGUGCCGUCGACACCACCGCCGGAGCCGGCAAAACAUUUUUCUAUAUAUUCACUCAUCAGCAUCCCUGUGUGGUCACUGACAUAUGA